Molecule: messenger RNA, 1665 nt
Organism: Andrographis paniculata
Lineage: Eukaryota; Viridiplantae; Streptophyta; Magnoliopsida; Lamiales; Acanthaceae
Exons: 1
Coding region: 1-1665 (554 amino acids)
Source: RefSeq, a predicted model, not a curated record
AUGGCUUCUUCAGCUGUAAUGGUACCAGAAACGAAGCGAUACCUGCAGUCCAAGUACAACGAAAUGCUGAAGAUGGCUUCGGAUGAACAGUUCAUGGAAUCGGUAGAGGAUGGAAACUUUUCAUUCAACAAACUCAGGCUGAUGAUUCAGAAACAUUGGGUGAUGGCAGAAACCAGCAGCCCCCAAUUUGUGAUUGCUAGAUCCGUGACCUGCACAGCCUCGGGAGUUAUUUGUAUGCUGGCGGCUCUUGCUUUGUUAGAAGCUGAGAUCCGAUUAGUAGUACAGUACAUGAACUGUAAACUUACUGCUUCCAAAUACGAUUGGUCGAUCAAGUGGAUUCUUCUUUCGCAGUCCAUUGGUGUGGCCGUCGGGAGCAUUGCCCCGACACUCAGAUUCUUCACAGCAAUAAAGCUCAAAUGUUGCAAAAAUGGCAAAUGGAGAACCAUGGAUGAAUUCAAGGUCGAAUCUUACUGGACACGAAAGCUUAUCAAAUGGAAAGAGAGCUCUUUCCCUCUGCAAAUCAGAAACCGGAGGUGGAGAAGGAUUCUGCACAAGACAAAAGGACUAAUUCUGAGCAUUCUUGUCCGAGUUCAGAUUCUUGUCGUAAGGAGCAGCAAAGUGGUUCAGUUCAUUUCUUUCUGCUUCGCAAUUCCAAUCUUCAAAACACUGAAGCAUUUAUCCGGCCCGUCACGCGUACAUGGGAUUCCAGAAUCAACAUUGGAUGUAGAUCUCAGUCGGUAUGUUCUACUACUAGAAGGCGAAUCGAGGCUUCCUCAGAAAGUCCAAUCCAGCAUUCUUAAUGAGGUGGAUAAACUGAUUGAAACAGGGAAGAAGCAGCAGCCGAAGAACCUGAUAAGCCUUCUUCAUAAAGUCGGGAAUUUUAAAGGGCUGAGAGAAGUCGACAAGAACCAAAUCCCAAGCCUGCACUCUCAAGAACCUCCAAAAUGUUGGUCAUUGCCACUGGUGACCUUAACAAGCGUCGCCAUUGCACUUCCGAAAAUCCCAAAGCAAGAAAUUAACUGGCUUCUGCAGAGCGUCGAUGAAGGCCUAUAUUAUGUGAAACUUAUUGAGAAAAGCAUGGACAACGAUAGAAACUUGGCGAACAGCAUAAAUGCAGCAGAUGUAAGUUGGGUUGGAGUUGAAUUAUACCUGAAGUGGCUGGACAACGACCUCCAUGAAACGUCUCUCAAAGGGAAAAACUCGAAGGAGAUACUGGAAGAGCUUUCGAGCAAAGCUGAGAAGACUAUUGUGGAAUUCAAGAAGGAUGUUAAAGAUUCACUGAUGGAAAAUCCUCUCAACUGGCCAGUAAACGCCAUAGCAGCUAACUCGAUGUACAGGACCUGCCAAAGACUUCUGAGAGCAUAUGAUGGCGAUCAUCUUCGAAUGGAUGAAGGACUGUUCCAACAGAUAUGUAACAUGAUUGCAAAUAUAAUGGCAGCUUGUCUUACCAACGUAACGCACGUCAUAAUCAUGAAGUGCCACCAGAAAUCCAUGAAAGAUAAAGAGGAAUCUGUUCGUCAAGCAGCUUUGUUGUUGGGCGAAACUGAAGAAAUUCUUCAAAUCCUUGAGAUACACAGAGGAACAAGAUCAGAUUCGGAUGUAUCAGAAUUUGUAGAUAAAUGGUGUAACCUAAUAAAGAGGACCCAAUCACAAUUUUUCCAGUAA